UGCCCUACCCGCACCGGCAAUCGCGGCUACAACUGUCAAUCACCGGGUCCAGACCGGUGAUUACUCGCUGGCGCUUGAUGAUUGCCGAGAAUCUCAGGCGGGGGGAAGGGGGAGAACUGUAUGUAAACAAAACUGUUCUCCUCCCUGUCAGCUCAUGCACACUGCUUUGCAUGGUGCAGUGUGCUUACAGUGAAGCACAAACACAGCCCCACAGUAAAACACACCCAGCACACAGUGAACCCUUUGAUUGCCCCACAUGUUAACCCCUUCAUGCCCAGUGCCAUUAGUACAGUGUCAGUGGUUUUUAUUAGCACUGAUCACUGUAUUGGUGUCACUGGGGAUAUCAGUGACACCAGGUCAGUUCUCCCCAGUGUCAGAAUGCCCGCCGCAGUCCCGCUAUAAGUCGCUG
Messenger RNA from Staurois parvus, 409 nucleotides. Lineage: Eukaryota; Metazoa; Chordata; Amphibia; Anura; Ranidae. The record is from the annotation of a GenBank genome assembly.